AUGGCCUUACAUGGGAUGCUGAUUCUAAGGCCACUCAGGUUGGCCGGAACGAUAUUUGUUUUAGCGACACUUGCAACAGCCACCGCUGCAGCAGCUCAAGCCCUGCCUGGAUGCCCUGACUAUUGCGGUGAUCUGAAAGUUCCAUACCCAUUUGGGACAGUUGAAGGUUGGUACCUGGGAGAAAACUUUUUUAUCAACUGUACUACUAAUACUAGUACUACGACUAGUAACUUCACUCAAAUCCCAAUAGCAUAUCUGAUGGGAAGUGAAGACAUUGUUAUUACUAAUAUAUCCCUUGACGGUGAAUUGCAAAUAUUGCAGCGUGUGUCCCAUGAUUGUUUUUAUAAUAAUGACGAGUGGGGUGUGGUGCACAUCUCCCCCUACUCGCUCUCGUUCCCGCUCCAGGUUUCUCCUUUCACCAUCUCGGACACCAGAAACAAGUUGGUUUCGAUUGGUUGUGACACUUUUGCAAUACUUGAAGGUUACCGCCAGGACGAAGAAAGGUACGAAUCGGGGUGCCUGUCCUUAUGUCGUAGGCCUGACAAAGUUACCGAGUCUUGCUCUGGCAUUGGGUGCUGCACAGCUUCCAUCCCUAGUGGACUGAAAAAUUUUACUGUGAAAGUGAGUAAAUAUAAAAAUGAUCCGUAUGGAGACUUGCGCUGCAGCUACGCCUUCAUUGUGGAAGAGAACUAUUUCAAAUUCACCAAUGCAAGUUUUCUAGAAAUGGCGAACACACCCCAGCUUCCAAUGGUUAUUAACUGGGAAAUCGGAGAUCAGCCGUGUGCUGCAGCUGAGAAGAGCCACAAUUUUUCAUGCAAAGCAAAUAGCAAAUGUAUCAACCGGACCAAUUCAUCUGGUUACUUCUGCAUGUGCUUGCCAGGUUAUGGAGGGAAUCCAUACCACCCAGAUGGAUGCCAAGGUAAUCAUGGCCCCGUUUGA
Molecule: messenger RNA, 939 nt
Organism: Prunus armeniaca (apricot)
Lineage: Eukaryota; Viridiplantae; Streptophyta; Magnoliopsida; Rosales; Rosaceae
Source: the annotation of a GenBank genome assembly